Pelodiscus sinensis (Chinese soft-shelled turtle) is the source of this 398-nucleotide messenger RNA. The record is from RefSeq and is a predicted model, not a curated record. Lineage: Eukaryota; Metazoa; Chordata; Testudines; Trionychidae.
GGAGAGGGAAGGGGACCCUGGGAGGGGUCAGAGCGGGGCCUGGGCCGGGUGUCCGGGUGCAAAAUAACGUCCCUUCCCCCCUCCUCCCGUCCGCAGUUCGCCCGCUACUCGGCCCUGCUGGUGGGGAUGCUCUACGGGAAGACGCGAUACGACUACCUAAAACCUAUUGCUGCAGAGGAAAGGAAAAGAGAAAAUGAAGAGAAAAAGAAACGCGAAGAAUUGGAACGAAUUGCAAAAGAACUGGCAGAAGCCAGCGAAGACUCUAUACUGAAAUGAAUCAAGAACGCUGGACCUCAUUUUCAUCUUCAGCACAGUAUGAAGCCUUGAAUUAGCUUGAAUUAGUAAAGUUAAUUUAAGCACUAUAUUGACUGUUGCCACCAAUAAAUAUGUGAACAGUA